Odocoileus virginianus texanus is the source of this 2215-nucleotide messenger RNA. RefSeq names its product myocardial zonula adherens protein (gene MYZAP). The record is from RefSeq and is a predicted model, not a curated record. Gene Ontology annotation, biological process: maintenance of ER location; intracellular signal transduction. Lineage: Eukaryota; Metazoa; Chordata; Mammalia; Artiodactyla; Cervidae. Gene Ontology annotation, cellular component: intracellular anatomical structure; nuclear envelope; I band.
AGGACUCGUCAGCUAAUGUGUGGCAGAGCCUUAAGAGACACUCAGGCAAAUGUCUGCAGACUACGGCUGACUGUACCUCCUGAGAACCCAGUGCCCGAGCCGAGUGAAAAUAAGGUUGAGAGAAGAGAGCAGCAUCGUGACCUGAGCAAUGGAGAAGCAACCAGGAAACUUCCUCAGGGUGUUGUCUAUGGUGUGGUGCGAAGAUCAGAUCAAAACCAGCAGAAAGAAAUGGUGGUGUAUGGGUGGACCACCAGUCAGCUGAAAGAAGAGAUGAACUACAUCAAAGACGUGAGAGCCACUUUGGAAAAAGUAAGAAAGAGAAUGUACGGAGAUUAUGAUGAAAUGAGACAGAAGAUCCGACAGCUUACCCAGGAACUGUCAGUUUCACAGGCAAAGCAGGACUAUCUGGAGAAUCACAUCCAAACCCAGUCGUCAGCCCUGGACAGUUUUAAUGCCAUGAACGCGGCGUUGGCGUCGGACUCCAUCAGCUUGCAGAAAACCCUCGUGGAUGUUACUUUGGAGAACAGCAACAUCAAGGAUCAGAUCAGAAAUCUGCAGCAGACGUACACAGCCUCCAUGGACAAGCUGCGGGAGAAGCAGAGGCAGUUAGAUGCGGCGCAGGUUGAAAACAAGCUGCUGAAAAUGAAGGUGGAAUCCUCCCAACAAGCCAACGCGGAGGUGAUGAGAGAGAUGACCCGGAAGCUCUACAGCCAGUACGAGGAGAAGCUGCAGGAGGAGCAGCGGCGGCACAGCGCGGAGAAGGAGGCCCUCCUGGAAGAAACCAAUAAUUUUCUGAAAGCCAUUGAGGAAGCCAAUAAAAAGAUGCAGGCGGCAGAGAUCAGUCUAGAGGAGAAGGACCAGAGGAUCGGGGAGCUGGACAGGCUGAUUGAGCGCAUGGAGAAGGAGCGCCAUCAACUUCAACUUCAACUCCUGGAGCAUGAAACAGAAAUGUCAGUGGAAAUAACCGAUUCUAACAAAGAAAGGUAUCAGCAGCUGGAGGAGGCGUCAGCCAGCCUCCGGGAGCGGAUCCGACAUCUAGAUGACAUGGUGCAUUGCCAGCAGAAGAAAGUCAAGCAGAUGGUUGAGGAGAUUGAAUCACUAAAGAAGAAGGUGCAGCAGAAACAACUCUUAAUAUUGCAGCUUUUAGAAAAGAUAUCUUUCUUAGAAGGAGAGAAUAAUGAACUACAAAGCAGGUUGGACUAUUUAAUAGAAACCCAGUCCAAGACUGAAGUGGAAACCAGAGAGGUUGGAGUGGGCUGUGAUCUUCUACCCAGCCAAACAGGUAGGACUCGUGAGAUUGCAAUGCCUUCCAGGAACUAUACCCCAUACACACGAGUCCUAGAGUUGACCACGAAGAAAACGCUGACCUAAGCACCUGGAGACGUGCACUUUUCACUGAUGGACAAAGGCCCUGGAACCCUGCAGCCUGAAGUCUGGAAAGGGUGACUGUUGCUUCCUCCUGUACACUGUUUUAAGUCCCAGUGGAAAUUGCUGAGGUUUUGCUCCACUUCUAAAACAUGAGGCAAAGUGGAGGUGGAGGGGGGAGGGCAGGAGAGAGAGGUUUCAAGGUUGUUUUUCAAACACCCAACCGGUGUAUGUGUGUACCCUGCUGUCCUGGGCUGGCGUUAACUUUCCAUGUAGACACUUGAGUGCUGGCAGGAGAAGUCUCUGUUUUCUGUUUUACUAGACUUCGGUUGGGAGGAAAAAGGGUAUUAACUUGAAAUUUCAUGCUAUUCAUGCCAGGAUCAUUUGUUACAGCAUGAAGGUUUUACUUACCCAUAAAAGUAUUAGAGGCAGUGUUUCUCUGCUACAGGGAAGCCUGUCUGUAGGAGCAUGGGCACCUGGGGAAAUGUGACCCCAGGAAGGAAGGGGCAGGUGCCGAGGACCCGUGCAGGGGCGUGGGAGCCUCGCUGGAGCCAGUCCUUGUGAGGGCAGACACGCUUCAUUCUGAUGUGCUAAUCCCUUGGUUUAAUUUGUGCCUUAUGCCUUUAUGGGGCCAGCUGAAAUCACUGUAUUUCUUCAACCUGUGAUUUACUUUUUCUUUCUCACUUUAAAUGAAAGAGAAUUUUGGAUGUUGUAGAAAUUUAAUCACUUAAUAUUUUCAGUAUCAAUUAGUGUUUUCGUUAAAAGAAUGAAUAAUUUGUUCAUGCAUGCUCUACUUUGAUAUUAUAACCUAUGUCACAUAUGUUUAAUAAAUGCCAUAUAUUUUGUUCUA